AUGCGACCUCGAAGCUUCCUGCUGCGUAGCAGACGUGCCUAUCUUAACUCUACAAGAGCUGCUCGUUGCUCUGCUCGUAUACGCCUGCAAUUUCUACCGACUGUUUAUAUGGUGGCGGGAGUUGGCGUUGCCGGACUGGUGCUGACUACGCCCCCCGAAAGGGCGCGGCAACUGCGCCGCACUAUGCACCUGGGAGUGUUAAUUUAUCAUCAGACCGAGGUGACGAUAUCGCUGGGCGAUGCGGUGGAGCUCUUUAAGCAGUGGAGCGAUAUUUCAAGCCGAGGCGCCUUGGAAGACAAGUUGAUAGAACGUCUGCUUAGCUGCAUUCUGCGUCUCGGAGACGACCAGCAAUUUCGAGACGCACUGCGCUAUUUUGUCGAUCAAGGCGCAUUGGUGUUGUUGAUACAGUACACAGCUCGGAAACAACCAACAGAUCCUACAGUGCUGCAGCCGCUGGUGCUGUGUCUAACCAAAUUACUAAAGGUGGCUUUUGACGAUAAACGAGUGGAUUUGAAGCUGCCAGUAAUCACUCUUGCGCAAGCUCUUGGCCACUUACUUCACCCGGGAGACAAUGUCGUGAGCUGCGUCGAUGUGCUGCAAUUCAGUGAUGCCUUGAUGAAGGUGCAGCAAUCAGCUCGUCAAAAAUCAGAAGCUGACGCGUCUCAGUGUUUCAUUGUUGAACGAUCUUAUCUAGUCGAUCGAGAUGCCUCCAAUGUAGCUGAAAGCUGUGCCGCGCUGGUAAACUUGUGUUCGCCGGAGAUGCCGGAUUUGAUAAAAAAGGUUGGGCUAUGGGCACUUGAAACACUUGCACAGGCGGUGAAUCACGAAGAGUUGAGUGGAAUCCAGUCACAACAGCUAAAAGCAGCUUUAGAACCGACGUUUGCCACUAUGCUCAUGGCACUACCACGAGAUAGGGACAGUCUGGGGAUACAACUACAGGCUGCCAUGGUGAUGGAUAGCCUUGUUGAUAUUGCGCGGCGUAACCCAGCUGCAGUGACGCGUGACACUUAUGAAUUGUGGAUGGAGCAAAUUUGCUACUGGGCGAAUACCGAGCAAACUGAAGAAAAGCCUGUUGCUACCGAACGAAUGUGGAACCAAAGAAAAAGAGGAUAUGUACCUCAUAGCGAGAAUAAAACAGCUAUAAUGCAACGAGAAGCACAAAGCUUACAACUUCAACUGAUCAGCUCGCGGUGCAUGCGCACACUCACGGCAUCUCCUCAAAGUCGGCGGUACGUCUGUGAGUCCAUAAAUACUCGAGCAGCAUUAUUUAGCUUAUCUCGCCGAAUCCACGAAACAAAAGAGACGGUCGGGAUCUCCAACGAUCAAGAUUCAACGAAAAUACUCGAAGGCAUCCAGCGUCACGCAUCGUGGACAUUCCGGAACAUUUGCACAGGAUAUCAAAGCGGUGCCACGGCGCUCAGUUGCUUGUUUGGUGCCACAUGGACGGCAACGUUUCUGCAGUCGCGCCAAAAUUUGCCCAUGUCACGGAUCUUUCGCGGUAUCCCUGAUUUCACUGAUUUGCCUGUUAUAGGUGCUGAAGAGUAUGAAGCUAGCAUCGAAUAUGGAUGGGUUGAUAUCUUGACGGCAUGGAGCGCCAGUACGGAUCGCCAAGUUCGUGAAAAUGCUACACGCAGUCUCGUAUUUUUAGCUGAGCAGCAUCAGCCGAAUCAUCUGGAGUCGACGUGUGAAAAGAUGGAAGAAAUUCGAAACAAGCAGGAGCAAAUUCUUCAAGCCUGGCUCACAAACAUGCUUCAGCGUAUCCGCUUACUUUCGGGUGGUGAGCUACUGGCAGUAAAGCAAAUGGAAGAGAUCGCUCACGUCUCAAAGGAAAUGACCCCUGGAAACGAGCAAAUUAUUUUUGACCCUGCGGUUGUUGACGCAGGUACGUCAGCUCUAGCGAUACUGGCAGAGCACCACCACGCUGAGCUAGUGCAGCAGGGCGUUGUUCCAUUGAUAGCUUUGCUAGCUGCGACCAGUGCUGCCACGCCAGCGCAGCAUACACAAUGUGCACGUGUGUUGGCAAACCUCGUCGCUACGUAUUGUCUCAAAAUCGACCCACACAGCUCAGCGCUCUCUGUUGGUCCCGCUCGGGAUGGUGCUAAUAGCGAUCACAUCGACAUAGCCAGGCUCCUUCGACAAACGGCUUCCGGCAAGCAAUUUUUACGGCGUAUGUACGGCUGGCGCGAGUACAAUGACCCAAUGCAGCGUUCGAACUACUUUCGUGUCGUGCACAAUCUCCGUGCUUACGACGAAGUAGUGACUACUGGUCGUCUGGUGAUGGAUGUGUAUUGUGAGGGCGUACACCCGAUUGUCUCUCGAUUUGAAGGUGACUUGACGGAGGAAUGCGUAGACGGCAAUGGUGCUACCCCACUGAUUGACGUGGUAUUUGUGCAUGGCCUACGGGGACAUCCAUUUGGAACGUGGCGCACCGAUAUGGGAUGCAAAAACGGAAGCAACGACAUUUGGCCAGCUGUGCUGCUAGCAAAGGACUUAGAGCGCAUGCACGUACCUGCACGAUUGAUAACCCUGGGCUACGAGGCUGGUAUGGUCAGCUGGUCCAGUCCGUGGCCUUCGCUUACUUUACAGGAGCGUGCGCGCGACAUGCUUUCAGCUCUUUACGCUGCUAAUGUUGGCCGCGAUCGUCGCCAUCCAGAUGCACCUGCUCGCCCUGUUGUCUUCGUCACCCACUCGAUGGGUGGUUUGCUGACCAAAAUAAUGCUACUGCUCGAUAGUGAGCAGCGCGAUCAGUCAGGCGUGGCGGACAGCACUGAAGGUGUGAUAUUUCUUGCCGUUCCUCACUUUGGCUCGGAAUUAGCAAAAGGCGUGCGAUCCGAGUCCAUCCGCAAGCUGAUUCAGACGCAUCCAGCUAUCGAAGAUCUCGGAGCGGACCCCAAUGGGCGUCUAAAGAAACUGAACGGUAGCUUUAAGACACUUGGCAUCGGCUGUUUCAGUGUAGGUGAAGAGCUGGCUUCGCCAUUAGCUCUUGGCCUCUCCGCUGUCGUCGUGAAGCCCCACUCGGCUGAUCCAGGCAUCGGCCGCUUUUACGUACUAUCUGGGUCAGAUCACAUGACAAUCUGUAAGGUCAAAAGCAGGAGCGAGGUGCUCUACCAGGACAUUCUACAAUACAUCGUCGAGCGUGCCUCGGAAGCCGGCGUACCUCGCCCAUAG
Messenger RNA from Hyaloperonospora brassicae, 3168 nucleotides. NCBI's taxonomy places the organism in Eukaryota, Oomycota, Peronosporomycetes, Peronosporales, Peronosporaceae. The record is from the annotation of a GenBank genome assembly.